CCCCCCCCCCCUAUUUUGCAGUCUACCGUGGUAUGCAUUCUCGUCGACUUUUUGCUUGAAUUGGCUAUCUACAGCAACUUCGUCCAGGAACAUUUAGCACCUGCUAAUUACAUCAAGAUUCCCACUGACCUAGAUAACUAUAAAAAAGGAUGUAAGUUUCUACCCAAACUUAAUAAUGAAAUACAUACGAAUUCCACUUACAAGGAGCGGUUUUCUAGCUUGCAGAAUUUGGUACUUAUCAUGUUUGAGAAAGAUCGAGUUCUGGUACCAAAAGAGACCUCCUGGUUUGGGUAUUAUCCAGAUGGUUCCUGGAGCACUGUUUUGCCUGCACAAGAGACUACCCUCUAUUCCGAAGAUUGGAUCGGUGUGAAAGCAUUGGAUGAAGCUGGGAAGGUGAAGUUUUUGAAAGCAUCGGGUCAUCAUCUUGAAAUUUUUCAUAGUGAAAUGAAAGAUUACAUACUUCCAUACUUGGUGGAAAAUGGACAAAGGAGACUACCAGAUUCAUAUCAUGUACAGCCUUUUUCUGGUUUCAAGGAAGCAUCUAUAAAGCUAUACACUUCACAUUGAAGUUAUUGCUAGAAGUUCCACUAAAAUUGUCAUUUAGAUGAGUAUUGUCGACUACACGCUUCGUUUGUAUUUGUAGUACUAUUGAUAAAAUUAAACUUAUUCUUUUUUAUAU
Messenger RNA from Olea europaea var. sylvestris, 679 nucleotides. Its product is annotated as palmitoyl-protein thioesterase 1-like. Gene Ontology annotation, molecular function: thiolester hydrolase activity. Gene Ontology annotation, cellular component: intracellular membrane-bounded organelle. The annotation marks the transcript as partial. The record is from RefSeq and is a predicted model, not a curated record. Lineage: Eukaryota; Viridiplantae; Streptophyta; Magnoliopsida; Lamiales; Oleaceae. The transcript is spliced from 5 exons.